GUGCUGUCCCUUAAGGCACAGCACGGCCCCUCAGUCCGUUUUGCUGGAUAGGAUUGGUCAUUGGUGCGUGUUCCUGUCCUCCUUCCUCAAGUGGCCUUUCUCAGUUGAUAAAAAGGUCUCUCUCUCUCUCUCAUCUCUUUUUUUUUCCUUCUCUCUCGCUCUCAACUGCACCUGCUACCCUCCAACGUUGACCCACAAACAUCCUCAAUCGCAAUUUUCCUUAUGUCCAUGAGAUCCAGAUCUGGCCUCAGUUUCUCCAAUUCAAGAUCCGGUUGAAUUUAGAGGAACAAUUACCUGUUUAUUUUGUGCUUCAGGACCAGUUUUCUGGUACACGUUUGAGAUAACUCGUUUGAGUUUUUUUUUUUUAAUCUUUUGGGAAAAGACCAUUUUUACCGAAACCCAUGAAAUAAUUUCUAGAUUCUGCACAAGUAUUACUACCAAUUACUAUUUUUUUUUAUAACUCUGGGUCCGGGCCAUACACUUAGACUAAUCUGGGGACCAAUCCCAUCACCCACUACCAAUUUACUAUUUGAGAAGUAUUCUGGAAAACUUAUUCUGAAAGUGUGAACAAACAAGGCCAAAGCCCGAAAUUGGGUUGAAAACAUGUCGUUGUUGCCAAAAAGCGAGUCGAUUGAAAUCCGUGAGGUUUGGGAGGGCAAUGUCGAAGAAGAGUUUGCUUUGAUUUGCGAUAUAGUUGAUGAUUAUCCUUAUAUAGCAAUGGAUACAGAGUUUCCGGGCAUUGUUAUUCGUCCCGUUGGGGCUUUCAAGAACAUAAAUGAGUAUAACUACCAGACUUUGAAGGAGAAUGUUGAUAUGUUGAAGCUAAUUCAGUUGGGUAUCACUUUGUCAGACGGAGAAGGGAACUUACCGACGUGUGGAACUGAUAAGUAUUGCAUUUGGCAGUUCAAUUUCCGGGAAUUUAAUGUUAGUGAAGAUAUUUCCGCCCAGGAGUCCAUUGAGUUGUUGAGGCAUUGUGGCAUAGAUUUUAAGAAGAAUAAUGAGAUGGGUAUUGAUGUGAAUCGCUUUGGGGAGCUCUUGAUGUCUUCUGGGAUUGUCUUGAAUGACGAUGUGCAUUGGGUUACAUUUCACAGUGGGUAUGAUUUUGGGUAUUUGCUUAAGCUGUUGACUCGCAGGAAUUUGCCCGAAACGCAAGAAGGGUUCUUUGAUUUGAUCAGUACCUAUUUCCCGAUUGUGUACGACAUUAAGCACUUGAUGAAGUAUUGCAAUAGCCUUCAUGGUGGGUUGAACAAGCUUGCGGAGCUUUUGGAAGUUGAGAGGAUUGGUACUUGUCAUCAAGCAGGCUCAGAUAGUUUACUCACUUCUUGCACAUUUAAGAAGUUGAGAGACAACUUCUUUAACGGAUCCACAGAGAAAUAUGCAGGUGUUCUAUACGGCCUUGGGGUCGAGAAUGGAGGUUAAAAUAAAUGAUGGACAAGUGUUUGAAUGUUUGAUUAAUCAGUUAGGCAUGAGAACUCCCUUUUUCAGCUGUACACAAUUGGCAAAUGGUUGUUCUUCUUAGUUUCUGUUUAUUGCUUAUCCUUUUUCUGAUCUUGUGUGUCACCUCUGUGGUGGUUGUAGCUUGGUUACUGUAAAAUAUUGCAGUCAGAAUCUCAAUGAUAAUCUUAAUAGUUUCGCUUGUCUA
Messenger RNA from Rhododendron vialii, 1642 nucleotides. Its product is annotated as probable CCR4-associated factor 1 homolog 7. Lineage: Eukaryota; Viridiplantae; Streptophyta; Magnoliopsida; Ericales; Ericaceae. The transcript is spliced from 2 exons. Gene Ontology annotation, cellular component: CCR4-NOT complex; P-body; CCR4-NOT core complex. The coding region runs from base 604 to 1419 and encodes 271 amino acids. Gene Ontology annotation, molecular function: nucleic acid binding; poly(A)-specific ribonuclease activity. The record is from RefSeq and is a predicted model, not a curated record.